Messenger RNA from Stomoxys calcitrans (stable fly), 903 nucleotides. Its product is annotated as proteasome assembly chaperone 2. The transcript has a single exon. NCBI's taxonomy places the organism in Eukaryota, Metazoa, Arthropoda, Insecta, Diptera, Muscidae. Bases 44 to 781 code for a protein of 245 amino acids. Gene Ontology annotation, cellular component: nucleus; cytosol. The record is from RefSeq and is a predicted model, not a curated record. Gene Ontology annotation, biological process: proteasome assembly.
CUUGAAAAUAACAAAGUCAUUCGCAAUCAAUCAAUCAAACAAAAUGUUGCUGCAAUUGGUAAAUAACGUAGCUGAAAAGGAUUUCAAUGGUUAUACAGUUAUUGUGCCCAGCGUGUGUAUUGGAAAUGCUGCUCAAUUAGCUUGCGAUCUGUUAAUAUCAUCGAAAGGUUUAAAACGCGUGGGCUCCAUAGCACAUCCGGCGUUAAUUCCUAUAUACGGACCAUCCGCGUUUGAACUAGAUGACCAGCAGAAAAGUGCCGCCUGCGAGCUAUAUUCGUGCCCAGCUAGUCGCAUUUUGGUUUUCCAAUUUCGAUCUCCGUUUAUAUCACGUCAUGUAAGCAGUUUACACAAAGAUUUGGGAGAGUUUCUGAAAAAAUUUGCUUCUAAAGUUAUUGUACUAAGCGGAAGUCUUGGUUUUGAGAAACGAAUAAUUGACUCCUGCCCAUAUGAGUAUAAAGCAAGCGAUUCAUUCAAAGAUCAACACGCAGAUAAACUUAAGAGAAUGAAAUGGAAUGAGUUCCAAGGGGAGACAAUUUUUGGCGGUGGCAAUGCUUUGCAGUUAUAUCAAGUUUUAGAUGAGCAGAAAGUGCCUACAAUGAUAUUAUUCCGUUAUUUGCUGGAGGGUGACAAUUCAACAGAUGCAGGGCUUAUAUUGAACGAGUUGUCAGAACUCUGUGAAGGAUUUUUGGGUUUAAAAACCGAUGAUGGUGGCAUGCAACUGAAGGUGCCAAUAUCUUGGAAACUUUUGUUUGGGAAUGAUAUUCCAGAACUUAUUUUUUAAAUUUGUAUAUCGGGCAAAUGUUAAAUUAAAUUUUUGUUUUUAUUAAAUUUUCCGUAUUUUGUAGGAUUAUAUAGAACGUAAAGGAUUUUUGGGAGAAAAAAAUAAACAAACAAUUAAACUGA